GGGGGGGGAGAUUUCUUCCGAAUCCGCCGCCAUGAACACCGAAUCAGUUGUGGAGUUCCUUGGGAACGUCCCUUUACUUCAGAAAUUGCCGAGUUCUUCUCUCAGGAAAAUCGCUAAAGUUGUUUUGUUGAAACGUUACGGAAAAGGGGAUUAUGUGGUUCGUGAAGAUCAAACUUGGGAUGGAUGUUACUUUAUCUUUGAAGGAGAGGCUCAGGUUUCCGGACCAGCCGAGGAAGAUAACCGUUCCGAAUUUCUCUUGAAACAAUAUGAUUACUUUGGCCUUGGUAUUUCUGGGAACGUUCAUUCAGCAGACAUUGUUGCUAUGUCCCAGCUUACUUGCUUGGUGUUGCCGCGUGAUCAUUGUCCUUUGCUUGAGACUAACUCAAUCUGGCAAUCCGAUACCACUGUUGACAAAUGCUCUUUAGUCGAACGCAUUUUGCAUCUCGACCCUUUAGAAUUGAAUAUCUUCAGGGGGAUCACACUACCUGAUGCUCCCAAAUUUGGAAAGGUUUUCGGAGGACAAUUUGUCGGACAGGCACUUGCUGCGGCAUCAAAAACUGUUGAUUUCCUGAAGAUAGUCCACAGUUUACACUCCUAUUUUCUUCUCGUUGGAGAUAUUGAUAUCCCCAUUAUUUAUCAAGUGCACCGCAUACGUGAUGGGAACAACUUUGCCACCCGAAGAGUAGAUGCAGUACAGAAAGGAAAUAUCAUAUUCAUCUUGGUUGCAUCAUUUCAGAAAGAGCAACAAGGAUUUGAUCAUCAGGAGUCAACCAUACCCUCCGUGCCGGAUCCUGAUACGCUUCUAUCUCUGGAGGAGUUGCGUGAACGUCGUAUAACUGAUCCUCAUUUACCUAGGAGUUACCGGAAUAAAGUUGCCACUGCAAACUUUGUUCCAUGGCCUAUAGAGAUUCGAUUUUGUGAGCCCAGCAAUUCAACAAAUCAGACGAAGUCUCCUCCGAGAUUGAACUAUUGGUUUAGAGCAAAGGGAAAGCUUUCUGAUGACCAGGCUUUGCACCGAUGUGUCGUUGCAUUUGCCUCGGAUUUAAUAUUUUCUGGUGUCGGUUUGAACCCUCACCGCAGAAAGGGCCUGAGAUCUGCUGCACUUAGCCUGGACCAUGCGAUGUGGUUUCACCGACCUCUAAGAGCUGAUGACUGGUUGCUAUUUGUGAUUGUCAGUCCUACCGCUCAUGA
Molecule: messenger RNA, 1191 nt
Organism: Camelina sativa (false flax)
Lineage: Eukaryota; Viridiplantae; Streptophyta; Magnoliopsida; Brassicales; Brassicaceae
Source: RefSeq, a predicted model, not a curated record